Messenger RNA from Kogia breviceps (pygmy sperm whale), 4372 nucleotides. The record is from RefSeq and is a predicted model, not a curated record. NCBI's taxonomy places the organism in Eukaryota, Metazoa, Chordata, Mammalia, Artiodactyla, Physeteridae.
AGCAAGCUCGGCUGCCUGGUCAGCGGGCGGACUCUCGCAGCUCGGGUUCGCGUCGCGCCUGCCCGGUUCCGCAGUCUCUCGGUCGCCAAAGUUCGGGGCCGUUGACUGCGAGGUUAGCCGGCACUGGGUGUUGGCCAGGAAGAGACGGAUGGCCAGUGUUACGUCAUCUAGCAUUUCUGCGCCCACUCCACGGGGUCCCCAUCCGAUCGGCAGCUGUUCCCCGGGAUACGCGGCACCGAGUCUUUAAUCGCAUUGGACUCCUCGGGCCGCCUGGGCGGGGCGGAGGCGAGGAAGAGAGGCUGCCCUUGGGGAUUUUGGCGGGAUGUUGUGGGCAGCCCUCUCUCCGGCCGCCGUAGCGGCGGCCGGGCUUCACCUCUCCGACCGGCGACCGCCAGUGCCCAUGUCCCUGCUGCGAGGAUUGGGAGCGUGAGCUUGCGGGCCCGUCCGCGGGCCUGGAGGGCACGCACGCCGGGGACGCGGCGGUGUCGGCUCGCGGCCGGCUUCAGACAGACGAAGUCCUAGUUGUGCGGGAACCGGUACCUUUGAACGCACAGGCUGUACCUUGUUUUGCGAACUCUGUGGGCGUGUAGGGGCAGGGCAAUGGACUGGGUGAUGUCUCCCAGUUCAUGGUGGUCGUCUCAUUUACGUAGCAGCCGGCUGCACGAAGGCCCCCUACCGAGGCAGACCUCGCGAGCAGCCUGUGGUCGGAAAGCCUCGGCCUUUGCUCAUGGAGCUUGGGCUGAGCGCGGGUGCCGGGCCGCCGGCCGCUGGUUCCCUUGAACGCAUCGCCCACUGGUCUGACAUCCCCCGCCAAACAGGAGAGGCCUGAUUCGAUUUAUUUCACAGGACACUUACACGUGGGUCUCACUGUCCUUCUACUUUGCAGUUAACAAAUUUACAAUCCCGGCUAAGCCAGAAGAGCCAACGCGGGAUUUUGCCGACCGAACCCCUGGGCUUCCCGCCGAGAAGGCUGCCCAAACUCUGCGAGGCCUCAGCGUCGCGGCUCUGCGUGCCUGACUCUCGUCGUGGACGCGUUCCCGCGCUUUCUGGCGUGAGGGUCAGAGGGCGCGCCGCCGCGCAGGCGCACGGAGCCGAGGCUGCGGCGGCCAUGGGGGAGGCGGGCGGCGUUGAGGAGAUCUGCCGGCCUAUGGGAACUAAAGAAGAAUUUGUUAAAGUCAGAAAGAAGGACCUGGAACGACUGACAACUGAAGUGAUGCAAAUACGGGACUUCUUACCCAGAAUACUAAACGGGGAAGUGCUGGAAAGCUUCCAGAAAUUAAAGAUUGUAGAAAAAAACCUGGAAAGGAAAGAGCAAGAGUUAGAGCAACUGAGAAUGGAUUGUGAGCACUUCAGAGCGCGCCUGGAGUCUGUGCAAGAGGACUGUGUGAGAGAGAAGAAGGAGAAACUGGCUCUUCGACAGCAGCUGAAUGAAGCAAAGCAGCAACUCCUGCAGCAGGCAGAGUACUGUACAGAAAUGGGUGCAGCAGCCUGUACCAUUUUGUGGGGUGUCUCCAGCAGUGAGGAAGCGGUCAAAGCCAUUCUGGGAGGAGAUAAAGCUUUGAAGUUUUUCAACAUCACUGGUCAAACAAUGGAGAGUUUUGUGAAGUCACUGGAUGGGGAUGUCAAGGAGCUGGAUUCUGAUGAAAAUCAGUUUGUUUUUGCUUUGGCUGGAAUCGUAACAAAUGUAGCUGCCAUAGCAAGUGGUCGUGAAUUUCUGGUUAACUCAAGUCGGGUGCUCUUGGACACCAUACUGCAGCUCCUGGGAGACUUGAAGCCGGGACAGUGCACCAAACUCAAAGUAUUAAUGCUGAUGUCCCUGUACAACGUGAGCAUCAAUUCGAAAGGCUUGAAGUACAUCAGUGAGAGUCCAGGGUUCAUCCCUUUGCUGUGGUGGCUUCUGAGCGGCCUUCAGUGAAUUGUUGAUGCCACCCACACUGGUGAGAGUGACCUUCUUUACUUGGUCUGUGGAUUCAAAUGCUGAUUUCUUCCAAGGAAACCCUUACAGACACACUCAGAAAUAACGUUUUGCCAGCUCCGGGCAUCUCUUAGCCUGGUCAGUUUGACACAUAGAAUUGACCAUCACAGAAGGCAAGACUUAAAAGAACCGAUUUGAGGCGGUACAGAGUACUUGAUGAGAUGCUGACGAUAACUAACGUUUCUGAGUGCUUGCUGUGUGCCAGGCCUUCUCCUGAGCCUGUUACAUGCACAUCACUAUAUCGUCCCCUCAUCGGCCCUGUGAGGUCACUUCCGAUGCCACCCAGGGAUCAAGUGGUCAGGCUGGGACCUGAGCCAGGCAGCGGCACCCCCAGCAGAGCAGGGGUCCAGGGAGGAGAGGUAUCUGUGUGGGCCCGAGUGGGUAGGAGGGGUGGACCGCAGGAGUUGGAGGUCCUGGGAAGAGCGUCCUCUGGAUUGACUUUGGCAAGUUGUUAUUUUUCUUUCUCUCCCCCUCCUUGCCUUCUCCCCUUUCUUCCUCUUUCCCUUCCUUCCUUUAUCAAAAUAAGUUUAACAAGUGUAACAUAUUUAGAGAGGAGUACACAAAACAUACAGGCCAAGCUGAGAGAAUUGUUGUGCGGAGCACUUAUUAAAACCACCCAGGCUGAGGGGUGGGAAGUCGCCGGCACGCUGGGACCCCUUGUCCCUCCUGCGACCCCUCCUGCUCCCUCCUCCACUGAACGUGACUCAGUGGAGCCUCGUGUUUGGUGUCGGCAUCCCCACUUACGUCUCGUUUAUAGGUUCCCGGUGCUGUUGCCUGUUCAUUGCCGUAUCGCCACUAGGUGCCUGUAGCUCCCCCGCCCCCAGUUGUGACAGCCAAACGUGUUCCCUGCAGGGCUAAGUGCCCCACCCCGGUUGAGAACCACUGCUGUAUAAUAUUUCAUUAUAUGAGUUUAUCCAUUUACCAUUUGGUUUGGACACUUGCCUUGUUUCAGGUUUGGGGGUUUUACAAAUAAUGCUGCACCAGAAAUUCCUGUGCCUGUCUAUGGUAAACAUGCAUAUUUUCCUGUUGGGUGUCUAUUUAAAAAAAUGGAAGUUUCAGGACCUCCUUGGUGGUCCAGUGGUGAAGAAUCCACCUUCCAAUGCAGGGGACAUGGGUUUGAUCCCCGGUUGGGGAACGAAGAUCCCACGUGCCACGGGACCCCUAAGCUGGCGCACCACAACUACUGAGCUUGCGCGCCUCAACGAGAGAGCCUGCGUGCCACAAACUACAGAGCCCACGUGCUCCAGAGUCUGCAUGCUACAACUACAGAGCCCAUGUGCCCUGGGGCCCACGCACCACAACUAGAGAGAGAAAACCCACACGCCACAACUAGAGAGAAGCCCGAGUGCCGCAAAGAAGAGGCUGUGUGCCAUAAGGAAAGGUCCCUCAGGUCGCAACUAAGACCCGACGCAGCCACACCAAUAAGGAAAAUAGAUAAAUAAAAGAAAUAAAUAUUUUUUAAAAAUAAUGGAAGUUUUGAUCCAUGGAAGUGUGUGUCUUCAACUCUAUAGCUUGUGCAGGGCUGUUUUCCAAGAUGGUUGUACCCAGUGUAAAUUUGACCGACAGCAUGUUAGCCUUCUGGCUCCUCUCCAUUCUCACCACCCCUACUACUGUCAGCCUUCUUCACCUUAGCCAGUCUGACGGGGGUUAUUUUAUUGUGUUUUUUUUUCUUUGUAAAUUUAUUUAUUUUAGGCUGCGCUGGGUCUUUGUUGCUGCGCGCGGGCUUUCUCUAGUUGCGGCGAGCAGGGGCUACUCUUCGUGCGGUGCACGGGCUUCUCAUUGCAGUGGCUUCUCUUGUUGCAGAGCAUGGGCUCUAGGCACACAGGCUUCAGUAGUUGUGGCACGUGGGCUCAGUAGCUGUGGCUCGCGGGCUCUAGACCACAGGCUCAGUAGUUGUGGCGCACAGGCUUAGUUGCUCCACGGCAUGUGGGAAUCUUCCCAGACCAGGUCUCAAACCUGUGUUCCCUGCAUUAGCAGGCAGAUUCUUAACCACUGCGCCACUAGGGAAGCCCUAUUUGAUUGUGGUUUUAUUUUAUUAAUUAAAAAAUUUUAUUCCAGUUUUAUUAAGAUGUAGUUGACAUACAGCGCUGUAUAAGUUUAAGGUAUACAGCGUAAUGAUUUGACUUACAUCCAUCAUGAAAUGAUUACAGUAAGUGUAGUGAACAUCCAUCAUCUCAUACAGAUGCAAAAUUAAAGAAAUAGAAAAAAAAAUUUUUCCUUACCAUGAGAACUCUUAGGAAUUUCUCUCUUAACUUCCAUAUAUCGCAUACAGCAGCAUAAAUUAUACUUAUCAUGUUGUACAUUAUAUCCCUAGUACUUAUUUAUCCUAUAACUGGGCGUUUGUACUUUUGACCACCUUCAUCCAAUUCCCCCUUCCUGUACUCCCUGCCUCUGGUA